Theobroma cacao (cacao) is the source of this 1723-nucleotide messenger RNA. RefSeq names its product E3 ubiquitin-protein ligase SINAT5-like. Gene Ontology annotation, cellular component: cytoplasm. The record is from RefSeq and is a predicted model, not a curated record. Gene Ontology annotation, biological process: multicellular organism development; ubiquitin-dependent protein catabolic process. Lineage: Eukaryota; Viridiplantae; Streptophyta; Magnoliopsida; Malvales; Malvaceae. Gene Ontology annotation, molecular function: zinc ion binding; ubiquitin protein ligase activity; protein binding.
AAGAGAGAGAGAGAGAGAGAGAGACUGUAGAUAGACGUGAGAUAGAGGGAGAAAGAAAUAGAAAAGAAAGGUGUUAUGUUAUGUUAAAUUUAUGACUUUGUGUUACCAACAAAAACAAAAAACAAAAAUUAAAGAAAAAAUGAAAGAGAAAAAAGAGCCAACGAAGAAAAGAACCUCUUUUUAACGAGAGAGAAAAGCGGGCCUGUUUGGUUCUUUGGAAUCCGUCUUUUCUCUCCCAAAUCUUUUCUCUCAUCAUCCCUUUUCUCUUCUCUCCCUCUCUUCUUCUUCCUCUAUUCUGGAAUUCAGACAAAAAAAAAAAGGUGAGAGAGAAAGGAAAAGAAAGAGAAAAUUUAGAGAGAAGAAGAAGAGAGACAGGAAAAGACAAAAAAAAAAAAAAAUUAGGGGUGGGACUGGGGGUUCACCGUUCAUUUUGUAAAUUUCUUUGUAGUUUUGGGUCUGUUUUAAAUAAAUAGUAAUCUGAGAUUUUGGGUGGAGUGUAUGAAUGGAGUUGGAUAGUAUUGAGUGUGUGUCAUCCACAGAUGGAAUGGAUGAGGAUGAGAUCCAUCACCAUAAUCUGCACCAUCCACACCCUCAUCAGGGCCACCAUCAAUUCUCAUCUUCAAAGCCUCACAAUGGCACCAACAACACCGCCAAUGCUAAUAGCAUCAACAAUAUUGUGGGUCCUACGGCGAUCGCUCCGGCUACCAGCGUCCAUGAAUUGUUAGAAUGCCCUGUUUGUACCAAUUCUAUGUACCCACCAAUUCAUCAGUGCCACAAUGGACAUACACUUUGUUCUACAUGUAAAACAAGGGUACACAACCGGUGCCCCACUUGUAGACAGGAACUUGGUGAUAUUAGAUGUUUAGCAUUGGAGAAGGUGGCAGAAUCCCUUGAAUUGCCUUGCAAAUACUACAAUUUAGGAUGCCCAGAAAUCUUUCCCUAUUACAGCAAACUCAAACAUGAGGCAAUUUGCAACUACAGACCAUACAGUUGUCCAUAUGCUGGAUCAGAGUGUUCUGUUGUUGGGGAUAUUCCUUUCCUGGUUGCCCAUCUGAGGGAUGACCACAAGGUGGACAUGCACACUGGCUGCACAUUUAACCAUCGUUAUGUGAAGUCCAACCCCCGUGAAGUGGAAAAUGCUACUUGGAUGCUAACAGUCUUCCAUUGUUUUGGUCAAUAUUUCUGCCUUCACUUUGAAGCCUUCCAGCUGGGCAUGGCCCCAGUCUACAUGGCAUUUCUACGUUUCAUGGGUGAUGAGAUUGAGGCUAGGAACUAUAGCUACAGCCUUGAGGUUGGAGCAAAUGGCCGGAAACUUAUAUGGGAAGGUACUCCACGUAGCAUCCGUGAUAGUCACCGGAAAGUCAGGGACAGCCAUGAUGGUCUAAUUAUUCAACGUAACAUGGCACUUUUCUUCUCUGGUGGGGACAGGAAGGAGCUAAAGCUUAGGGUUACUGGAAGGAUAUGGAAGGAACAACAAAAUCCAGAUGCUGGUGUGUGCAUACCCAACUUAUGUAGCUGAGAGAAUUGAUUUUGAUGACUUUUACUUGAUUUGUUUUGAACGCUUUCUGCUGUGUGUUCUACCUCUGCCAACCCUUUCUGGUAUGUUAUAAUGGAUGGAAGUUUUCAGAAGGCUUGAAAAGUUUUCAGCUUCUAUGAAAUGUUUAAUAAGUAUAUUUUCUUCCCUAACCUUGUGUUUGCAAUAAUAUGACCAUUUACUGAUGCA